AUGAUUAUGUUAUUUCAGCAACCAAUACGAAACUUUGUUCCUAUCACAUCGUAUCAAAACGAUGUGAAUUACGAUGGUAGCUACACUUACAGUUACAUAUCGGGUGAUGGUCAGCAGCAGCAGGCGCGUGGUUACAUUAAAAACUUGGGCCAAAAAGAGAUCGAAACGCAAGUUGUGCAGGGCAGUUACAGCUAUACAUCCCCAGAGGGCCAGCCCAUCACGGUUACGUAUGUCGCCGAUGAGAACGGUUUCCGCGCUGAGGGCGCCCAUCUACCAACUCCGCCGCCAAUUCCACAAGCGAUUGCGAAAGCCCUGCAGUACAUUCGAAGCGUGCAGCAUCAACCGAUUGGAUUUAAUCAAAAUCAAUUCAACCAGCAGCAACAACAACAACAACAACAGCAACAGCAACAGCAACAGCAACAAGACACCUUCAACAAAUUCGGAUGAAAUUUCGGCAGACCAUCCAUUUUAAACAUGCAUUAGCUUUACCUUUUUUUAGAAAAUACUUUUUGCAUAUAUUUAAAUGAUUCAAUAAGGAAUUUUAUCCAUAUUCAACCUCCCUGCUCCACCCAAAAAAAAGCUUAUCCUAGUGAUUUCACAGUACUGUAAAUGAAAUCGAAAUCAUUGAACGGUACACAAAUCUUAAACAAUUUUUGAAGCAAACAAAAGACAUUUCAUAUUAUACCUAAUCCUUCAAAUCAUCUAUCUUCACAAUCGACACAAUCAUAUAUUGUUUUGCACCCAUUGAAUUCCUUACAUUGAUUUCUCUUUCCUACACUGCUAUACUUAGUUCACAUCAUCUAUUUCCAAAUAUUUUUCCGCAUUCUAAUUUCAAUAAACUCACAUCACAUCCUUCUCUCUAUCCUCUGCCACAAACUUUUGAAACAUUUUUCAAAUCGAAAUCGGUACAAAAAGCCUUUCGUUAUAUUUCUUAUUGCUAAUUUUUACACCUUUUCCAUUUAAAGUUCGAAAUAAAUCAAGACAACGAAUGCAAAUAUGCA
Molecule: messenger RNA, 1001 nt
Organism: Sitodiplosis mosellana (orange wheat blossom midge)
Lineage: Eukaryota; Metazoa; Arthropoda; Insecta; Diptera; Cecidomyiidae
Product: endocuticle structural glycoprotein SgAbd-2-like
Exons: 5
Coding region: 1-447 (148 amino acids)
Cellular component (GO): chitin-based extracellular matrix
Molecular function (GO): structural constituent of chitin-based larval cuticle
Source: RefSeq, a predicted model, not a curated record